This is a messenger RNA of Uloborus diversus, 1008 nucleotides long. RefSeq names its product protein fem-1 homolog A-like. The coding region runs from base 1 to 1008 and encodes 335 amino acids. The transcript has 3 exons. NCBI's taxonomy places the organism in Eukaryota, Metazoa, Arthropoda, Arachnida, Araneae, Uloboridae. The record is from RefSeq and is a predicted model, not a curated record. Gene Ontology annotation, molecular function: protein binding.
AUGAACUUGGCUUUGAAACAUGAUCGCAUGAACUCUUGUUCGUUUUCAUAUUAUAAAAUAGUCGUUUAUUUAGUACAACAUAAUGCUGAUAUAUCGAAACCAAACAAAAAUGGAGUCACUUGUCUAAUGAACUCAUUGGACAGUGUGCCUAUAUGUCGGUUUCUUAUUGACCAUGGUGCCGAGUUAAAUGCUCAAGACAACGAGUCUAAAACAGCGCUACAUCAUGCAAUUGAAGAACAUAAUUUUAAAAUCACAAAACUUCUUUUGGAGAAUGGUGCGGACUCUCUUCUGAAGAAUAAGCACGCCGAUGAUGCAUUACAGACAGCUUGCUUCUGCGAUAAUAAAAGUGCAUUUGAAUAUUUAAUUGAAAAAUAUAGCUAUUCUAAAGAACGAAUCGCUCAAGCAUAUGAAUUAGUGGGUUCUACUGUUCUUGAAGAGAGUGGCAAUAUAAUAGAGACUUUAAAUCAUUGGCGAACAGCUCUUUCACUCAGGAAUGAGGAUCCAAACAAUUACUUGGUGAAGAAAACAAUUCCACAGAAAGCAUCUAACCCGACUGUGACAGAAUUCAAUUCCGAGGAGGAAUUAGAUAUUUUCGCAUUGGACAUGGACGCCAUGAAAAUGCAAUCUCUCCUCGUGCUAGAGAGAAUUUUGGGUCCAUUCCACAGGAACACGGUUUCGAGUUUAAGGAAUCUCUGGGAAUUUUCCUGCGGUGCCAACGUCAAAGCUGUGAACUGUUGCUUAAAUACUCCUUUACAUUUAGCUGCUGAGGCACGCAAUUACAACCCAGCUAUUUUCAAUGCUCUUUUGAGGCACGGGGCCCAUGCAGAUCAGAAAAAUAAAGCUGGAAAGACUCCUUUUGAUGUCGUGAAAGAAGCAGAUAACUUUCCUCUGAAUCCUUUUAGAUACACCACAUUAAAAUGCCUGGCAGCUCGAAAAAUAAUGGAAAAACAAGUUCCUUUUUCUGGUAAAGUUCCUGCAGAGAUUGAAAGCUUUAUUAAAACUCACUGA